Pezoporus occidentalis (night parrot) is the source of this 1019-nucleotide messenger RNA. RefSeq lists its product as uncharacterized. The record is from RefSeq and is a predicted model, not a curated record. NCBI's taxonomy places the organism in Eukaryota, Metazoa, Chordata, Aves, Psittaciformes, Psittacidae. Gene Ontology annotation, cellular component: cytoplasm. Gene Ontology annotation, molecular function: oxidoreductase activity.
GUAGCAAAAAGCAACUGCGGAGUCAGGGUGAGAGCAGUGCAGUAGUGACAGAGCAGCACUUCAGGGCUUCGGAUCCACUUGGUGCUGGUGACUGGGGCCAACCAGGGCAUUGGCCUGGGGCUGGUCCAGCACUUCCUGGGGAUGCCAACCCCCCCGCAGUGGGUCUUUGCAGCCUGUCGGGCCCCCACGGAGCAGCGGGCACAGGAGCUGCAGCGUUUGGCCUCCAGGCACCGGAACCUGGUCAUCAUCCCGCUCGAAGUCACCGACCCUGCCAGCAUCAAAGCGGCUGCAGCCCAAGUCGGAGAGCGCUUGGGGGGCUCGGGGCUCACCCUCCUCAUCAACAAUGCAGGAAUGGUGGUAUUGAAUGCGCUUGAUAAGGAGACACUGGAGGACAUGACCCACGUUUACACCACCAACACGAUUGGGCCCUUGUUGAUGGGCCAGGCAUUCCUGCCCUUGCUGAAGAAGGCUGCCCAGGGCAGCCCUGGCUCACUGCUGAGCUGCAGCAAGGCAGCCAUCAUCAACAUGUCCAGUCACGGAGUUUCCAUCUCUUUUCCUGCUGGUUGGGAUCUAAUGCAGAUUGUCUCAUACCGCUGCAGCAAGGCUGCUCUGAACAUGCUGACCAAGUUCCAGUCCUUGACGUACAAGGAAGAUGGUGUCCUCUGUGCUGCUUUCCACCCUGGAUGGGUGCAGACUGACUUGGGGAGCUCUGCAGGACACACAGGCAGGCUGGUCCCUUCCCAGUCGAGGAAGGCUCUGGAAGUGUCCUGCGAGAGGCUGGCCAGCACAGUCAGGAUGCCACGCAUGCUGUGCUCCACCAUCAGCGGUGCCUGCAGAGGGGACAAGGUGCAGCAUCAAUGCCAUGGGCUGUAACCAGCAUGGAAAGCAGCCAGCUUUCAGAGAUGACCUUUAGAGAAGCUGCAUGGAGACCUCGGAGCAGCUUUCUAGCAUGUGAAGGGGGCUGCAAGGAUGCUGGAGAGGGACUCUUCAUUAGGGACUGUAGUGAUAGGACAAGGGGU